Molecule: messenger RNA, 1065 nt
Organism: Oikopleura dioica
Lineage: Eukaryota; Metazoa; Chordata; Appendicularia; Copelata; Oikopleuridae
Source: the annotation of a GenBank genome assembly
AUGAUCGUCAUGGGCAUUAUGACCGGGACGAGUGUCGACGGAGUCGUCAAAAAUCAAUUCUUUAUCUUACAAAAAAAACUUCGAAAAGACGUUGUCAUUGUUGAUUUCAAAAACGCAGACAGCAAUUUUGAAAUUAAAACGACCAAGGUUCAUCAAUUUCCUCAGGUGCUUCAAGAUGAUAUCAAAAGCUUAAUUGCUGGAGAAAGAAAGUCUUGCGAGUUUAUUUCAAACACUGAAGAAGCAUAUGAAAAUCUACUGAUUGAAAUCGCCGGGGAGUAUUUGCCACAGUAUGAGAUUCAAUUAGUGGCUAUUCAUGGGCAAACGAUUUACCAUCGCCCGAGAACUUCAAAGAAACCGGCUCGAACCUGGCAAAUUGGAAGGGGAAGAAGACUAGCCUCAGAACUAGGAAUUCCUGUUGCCUGUGAUACCUUUUUUAUCCAAAGAAAGACUAGCAGGAGGACACGGGGCACCUCUUAUGCCAGCCGUGGAAAGCUCGAUCGAAUAUUCAGAACCGGGGACAAUUAUGCUAAAUAUCGGAGGACUAGCAAAUUUAUCUUUCUCCGACGAGUCUGGGUCAAUCGGAACUUUUUUGGGUUGGACUUUGACGAGGAUGGAAGACUUGCAAAAGAAGGGACAAUUAAUGAUUCUCAUCUAAGUCGCCUUCUCGAGGAUCCAUACUUUCGACUUCCUCAUCCUAAAUCGACUGGCAGAGAGUAUUUCAACAAAAUGAUGAUAAAGCAAUUAUUGGACGACGUAAAGGCCAAUAAAUCGGAGAAAAUAGCAACAAUUACGGCCCUAACAACGGAGACGAUCAUAAAAGAAGUUGAAAAAAUUGGGCGGAGUGCUCGCUUUUUGAAAGUUUUUGGUGGUGGAGCUCGGAAUACGACGAUCAUGAACACACUUGAAAAACGACUGCCUCAUUUGAAAGUUUCUGCUGCUGUUUCUAGUGAUUUCAGAGAAGCACUAGGGUUUGCUAUUCUUGGAUACAGACGUUGGCACCGAAUUCUGUCUGUUACUACUACUGGUGCUUCUGGACCCGUUUUACUUGGAGAACUAUACGAUUGA